AUGGGUCACGGGGCCAAGUCCACUUCCGGCAACACUUCAGCGGCUGAAGGUAGCACCACAGCACCAACGGUGGCCUUCUCGGCUUACCACAACAUGUUGCGAUGUGGAACAAGCCCUAAGUCGCACAGAGGGGUCACGCAAAAAUCUUGUCCGAACCCGUUGGCGCCAGCACGCGAGAGGUCGUCCGAGGCCUGGAGGAAGGAAAUCGUUACGAGUUCUGGCUUCGGGCUCGCAACGCUGCCGGCGAAAGUCCUAUUUCGCCCGUCGUUACCCAGAUCCCGUCGAAAACAGUGGAAAGGUAUACCUCGCCUGCUUGCUUGCUUGCUGGUUUUCCCAACUGUGCCGCCGUUUCCGUGCUGCAUGGAGUUGUCGGCCUUCGCUUCACGUGCAUUUUAUGAUUACCGUGGACGAUGGAGGGAGGAAAAAGGCACAGCUGCCAUGAUGAGUACUUUAACGUGUACCUCGGAAAAUUGA
Messenger RNA from Notodromas monacha, 474 nucleotides. NCBI's taxonomy places the organism in Eukaryota, Metazoa, Arthropoda, Ostracoda, Podocopida, Cyprididae. The record is from the annotation of a GenBank genome assembly.